Molecule: messenger RNA, 3276 nt
Organism: Pristis pectinata (smalltooth sawfish)
Lineage: Eukaryota; Metazoa; Chordata; Chondrichthyes; Rhinopristiformes; Pristidae
Product: leucine-rich repeat and fibronectin type-III domain-containing protein 2
Exons: 3
Coding region: 996-3272 (758 amino acids)
Cellular component (GO): cell surface; postsynaptic density membrane
Molecular function (GO): protein binding
Source: RefSeq, a predicted model, not a curated record
AGGUGAGACAGCGAGAAAGAGGAGGGAAGGGAGACGGAAAGGAGAGAGUAAGUGGGAGAGGAUAGCAGUGAGGGGAGACGAGCGAGUGGGUCACAUUCCUCCUCCGUCCGCUGCUUUCCUGGGAGAGACAGAGAUCGAGGGAGAAGGAAGGAAAGCGCGUCUCAUAGUCCUCUCCACAGUGGACGGCUCGGGAGCCGGCACUUGAGGAGGAAGGUGUGUGUGUGCCUGUGUCUGUGUGCCUCUGUGUGUCUGUGUGUGUGUGUCUGUGUGUGCCUCUGUGUGUGUGUGUCUGUGUGUGUGUGUGUGUGUGUGCCUCUGUGUGUCUGUGUGUGUGUGUGUGUGUGUCUCUGUGUGUGUGCCUCUGUGUGUGUGUGUGUCUGUGUGUGUGUGUGUGUGUGUGUGUCUGUGUGUGUGUGUGUGUGCCUCUGUGUGUGUGUGUGUGUGGGUGUGUGCCUCUCUGUGUGUGUGUGUGUGUGUGUGUGUGUGUGUGUGUGUGUGCCUCUGUGUGUGUGUGUGUGUGUGUGUCACGCUGGUUGCUUAUCUUGUCAAUAUGGGGAAGUGGAUUCUUCAGAACCUUCCAGGUGCAGGCUAGAGUUACUCGAGACCUUUUAGACACACACACACACACACACACACGCACACACACACACACACACACACACACACACACACACACACACACACGAAAAAAGGAGUCAAAAGUGGGGGAAAGAGAGAGAGGGUGGGGAGAGAAGAGGAGAAAGCCGGUCAGAAGCAAAACUCCAAGAGGAUAUAAAUGGAAUUUCCGCGGUGAGGGCGAGCGAGAGGAGACGGCGCGGGUCCACAGCGUUGACUACACCUGCGGCGAAGGAUGAAACGUCUCGGGCUUGCGGACUGCGCCUCCGUUGGACUACACGUGAUGGGCAGUUUGACCACCGACCCGCGCCCUGCCUUCGCGUCCGGCUGCCAACUCAGGCUGCAUGUUCCCGUUUAAAGGUACCUCUACAUGAUCUACAAUGGAAAGACUGCUCUGUAGCCUGCUGGUGAUUGGAAUGGCAACGACAGUGUGCGCUUGUCCCAAGUACUGCGUGUGUCAAAACCUGUCCGAGUCGCUGGGGACCCUUUGCCCCUCCAAGGGUCUUCUGUUUGUCCCUCCGGACAUUGACCGGAGGACUGUCGAGCUACGGCUGGGAGGCAAUUUCAUCAUCGCCGUAAACCGGCAAGACUUUGCCAACAUGAGUGGCCUUGUUGAUCUGACUCUGUCCCGGAAUACCAUUGACUACAUCCAGCCCUACUCGUUCAUAGAUCUUGAGAGCCUCCGCUCCUUGCACCUGGACACCAACAGGUUGACGGAAAUCGGGGGCAAUGUUUUCCGGGGCUUGCUGAACCUCCAGCAUCUGAUCCUGAACAACAACCAGCUCCGCAGGGUGGAAGACGGAGCCCUGGACGACUUCUUGGUGACUUUGGAGGAUUUGGACUUCUCUUACAACAACCUGGGUAGCCUCCCGUGGGAGGCCCUCAGCAAGAUGACCAACCUCCACACGCUGAGCUUGGACCACAACCUCAUCGACUACAUCCCAGAGGGGACCUUUACGGACCUGCAGAAACUGGCCAGGUUGGACCUGAUCUCCAACAGGUUGCAGAAGCUGGCUCCGGACCCCAUCUUCGCCAGGUCGGAGCUGCUGGCCGUGUCCACCACCCCGUUCUCCACCCCGCUCAGCCUGACCCUGGGGGGCAACCCCCUCCACUGCAACUGCGAGCUCCUCUGGUUCCGCCGGCUAAACCGGGAGGACGACAUGGAGACCUGCGCCUCACCCCCGAACCUGAAGGGGAGGUACUUCUGGUACGUAUCGGAGGAGGAGUUUGUGUGUGAGCAGCCGUUGAUCACUCAGCACAGCCUCAAGGUCCUGGUGCUGGAAGGGCAGAUGGCUUCGCUGCGGUGCAAGGCUAUCGGGGAUCCCAGGCCGGUCAUCCACUGGGUCGCCCCCGAUGACAGGAUCCUGGGCAACUCCUCUAGGACUGUCGUCUAUGACAAUGGCACCCUGGACAUCCUCAUCACCACCUCCCAGGACUAUGGCACCUUCACCUGCAUCGCAGCCAACGCGGCCGGAGAGUCCACCGCCCCCGUCGAGCUCUCCAUCGUCCAGCUGCCCCACCUCAGCAACGGCACCGGGCGGGCACUACAGCCCGAUUCCCGGCUGUCCGACAUCACCAGCUCCAGCAAGUCGCAGCGGGGCGAGGCCAAGGUCAGGCCGGAGAAGAGGGUCACGGUGUCCCAAGUGACGGCCAGCACAGCCCUGGUCAGGUGGUCAGUGGGACGGUCAGCGCCCAAGGUCAAAAUGUACCAGCUCCAGUACAACAGCUCGUCCGAUGAAGUGUUGGUCUACAGGAUGAUCCCGGCUUCCAACAAGGGCUUCGUGGUGAAGAACCUGGUGGCGGGAGCGGGCUACGACCUGUGCGUGCUGGCCAUCUGGGACGACACGGCCACCACGCUCACCGCCACCAACGUGGUGGGCUGCGUCCGCUUCGCCACCGCGGUGGACUACGGCCGCUGCGCCGCCUUCCACGGCCAGUUCUUGGGCGGCACCAUGAUCCUGGUGGUGGGCGGCAUCAUCGUGGCCUCGCUACUCGUCUUCAUCGUGGUGCUGGCGCUGAGGUACAGGUUCUGCCGCGGCCACCAGAAGAUGUCCGACGUCAGCGACGUGUACUCCCAGACCCCGGCCGCCCCCGUCCACAAUGGGGUCCUGCCCCAGCUCCACCAAAAGUCGGGGGCCGCCGGGGACGGGACGGCCGCCUUCGACUGCCAGUCGGCCCGGAGCAGCCUCUCGUCCUCCACCUGCUCCAGCCAGGACUGCUAUAGCCUCCACAGCGACUCCAGCACCCUCUCCAAGAAGUGGAGGUCCACCUCCAGGUCCCGGCACAACAUGGACCGGCUGAUGGGGGCGUUCGCCUCCCUCGACCUGCGCUGCCAGAGGAGGGAGGACAGCCACGAGUCUGGGGCGUCCACCCUGGCCCGCUACUCGGACAAGGAGCCGCUGCUGGGACGCAGCGAAUCGCGGCUCAACAAGCUGCUCACCCUGCCCAUGGAGGGCAAGGCGCGGCGCAGCCAGUCCUUCGACAUGGGCGACUUCUCCUCCGGCCAGUGCUACAGCUACCCGCGCCGCAUCACCAACAUCUGGACUAAGCGGAGCCUGUCGGUCAACGGUGUCCUGCUGCAGUACGACGAGGACGGCCUGGAGAUCACCCGGGGGGCGUGCUGCAGCUCGGACUGGGUGAUGGAGAGCACGGUGUAGGAGG